Linnemannia hyalina is the source of this 2658-nucleotide messenger RNA. The record is from the annotation of a GenBank genome assembly. NCBI's taxonomy places the organism in Eukaryota, Fungi, Mortierellomycota, Mortierellomycetes, Mortierellales, Mortierellaceae.
AUGGACGAACAGUUUUACUCGUCCAUAUCGCUACUCGACUACUCGGUGAUUCUACAGGACUGGUCAGCAGCACCAGACAAGAAACAGACCUCAAAGCGCCGUGCCGACGCUGCUCCUUCUUCUACAUCUACCUCUUCUACUACCGACGGGUCCUUAGGAGCCAACAAACGCAGCUGUGUCACCCAGGCAUGCGACCACUGUCGUCAACGCAGAGUCAAGUGUGACCUGACAAAACCUCGUUGCUCGCAGUGUGAACGAGUCGGCAACGACUGCACCUUUCUCAUACAACCCAAGAAGCGUGGACCCGCAGCUAGAAGUGCUAUCAAAAAGGAGGCGUCUCACGAGCAGCUCACUCUAGAUACCUCCAAUCAUCCUCGAGACUCGUCGCAGGUCAAUUGGGCUCAGCAGCAGCAACAACAACAAGAGCAGCAGCAGCAACAACAAGAGCAGCAGCAACAACAACAAGAGAGGCAGCUGCAACAAGAGCAGCAACAACAGCAACAACAGCUGCAACAGCAACAACAGCAACAACAGCUACAGCAGCAGCAGGAUAACUACCAUCGGUUGCCUUCACCCCGGUCCCAAUCACCUCCAAGUCUGUCUAUACCAUACCAACACCACCACCAGCAGCAGCAGCAGCAGGAUGGCCAUCAUCAACUGCUUCAGCAGCAACAGAUGCUUCAACAGCAACAGCAGCAACGUCAACUUCUACAGCAACAACAACAGCAUCAGCAUCACCAAUUGCUACUUCAACAGCAACAACAAAGACAACAACAACAACAUCUGCAGCAACAGCGACAAUCACAACAGCACCCACAACAGCACCCACAACAACAACUACACAAUAUACAGCAGCAGCACCAAUUGCAACAUCAUCACCAAGUACAGCAACACCAGCAACAACAGUUCCCUCAACAGCAACAUCCACGACAUCAUCAACAACAACACCAGCAACAGUUGCAAGAGCACGAAGGACUUCAACCAGUGGGCAGGAGCGCUGGGCAACUUGAUGUUGAGCUGUCGAAUAUCUUCAGCGAUUACAUCCAAUGUCCGAUUACUAGCCCUUCUCUAUCGACCACGAUUCCACCUGGGAACCGGGCACCUUCUUCCUAUGACAUUGUAAACUCGAGAACAAGUGGACCUACAGCACUCUUCCCCUCCGUGGGGUCAACAUACAGGACGAGUAAUGCUUCCUCACUCGAUGCCAGACCCUCUCCGGAUCCCAGCCCGCAGGUCUCUGACUACUCAAGCAUAUCGAAUUAUUCCAUGUCUCCUUCAGUCGUCGGCACACCGCCGCCUAUACCAUUGCCCACAUCACUGUUUACAACGGCUUCAGCAGUUCCUUCCACCAACCCCUUCUCCAAGGAGGUGACCGACGAGCUGGUCGGGCUGUUUUUCGAGUACAGUUUCCAGGAUCACCAUUUCAUCAACCCGAUCGCGUUCCUCAAAUCAUACGCCAAUGGAUCAGCCAACCCCACGCUCCUCGAUGCGAUAUGCAUGGUCGGAGCACGUUUCUCCACUCACCCCUCCGUUCUCAAGAACCCACCACAUACAUCAGGAGAACCCUGGGCGGAAAGGAUUCGAGCACGGAUCGGCAUGCUUAUCAUGGAAAACUCGAUCGACAAUGUACACACCCUGGCGUUGCUAUCGUUCUACGAGUACUGCACAGGAAACAGUCUAACCGGGUAUCGAUUCGAGGGAAUUGCAGGAAGGAUGGCGCAGGAGCUGAUCCCCCGGAGUAAAUUGGAGAUUCGGCAUUCGUUUCCUUCGGAGGAAGCUCGGUUGGUUUUCGAGGUCAAUGUCAGGACAUUCUCGUAUCUUUUGUUGUGCGACUGUCUUUCAGCAGCAAUAUCGGGCCUUCCACCUUCGCUGGGCAACACAUGGCAGAACGUGGCGAUCCCAAGUGACGACAUUGAGUGGUGGGCUGACAAACGACAAGACAGACACGAGAAAAAGCCCUUGGACGAUUUUACAGAGCUGGUUCUAAACAGGAUCAGGCGACCUCGGCACAUUCGCGGAUACGGGUCCUACGAGCACAUUUGCUCCAUCUUCCAAAUCAUGCCCUUGAUUGCCAAGUUCACCAAUGCUGGAGUUGAGAAAGACGAGUCCGCUCAGCAAUCAGGACACGUCAACACCAACCUGUUCUCGAGUCCUGAACGCAAGGCGCAAUAUAUCCAUCUAGGACAGCAGCUGGAGAACUUUAGGAACAAGGUGCCGGAGGAGUAUGACCCAUGGAGAGCUAGGAUCAACAUCUCGCGAGUGGAUAUGAACGCCAUGGGAGUUUCGACCUACUAUUUCGUCCUCCAGAUUUUGCUCCACCGACCCAUUCUGAUCAGGGCGACGACGCUAGUCCAGGCCAACCAGGCGGCAAUACAUCAUCAAAGCAUAGAGCAGGGGCUGGAUGCCAAUGGUGGUGUCGCCGACCCUGGUAACAAUGGCGAGGAAGACGGUUACAACAGCGGUACUGACGACCUCAUGGAUCAGGACGAGGACGAGGAGGCGGUGAACGAUGACCGGGCGCUUCUGAGAACGGCUCUGGAGACGUGUUCCCUUGCCGCCAACGAGAUUGUCGGAAUCAUCGAGCACUAUAGCCAUGACUGGAUCAAAUACCGCGGCAACGUCAUGUCCUACCAGGUCUUUAUCGCAGCCACUGUGUAA